AUGGACGCCAUCACGCUGGCAGAUUACCAGCGCGGCGUGCUGCGGAACGCGUUCCGCUCUGCUAUGGCUCGUGGCGAGGCGCGGCCGCUUAUGUUGGUGGCUUGUGCCGUGCCCGCUAUCAUUGUGCCAGCCACGUUCCUGGCGGUGGCAGGUCGACACCGGGCGCUCCGACCUCUUCGGUAUGCGGUAGCCGUUGCCCUGCUUGCCUACAAUGCUCACCAACUUUCACCGCUCUGGAACGGCCCCAGUUGGGCCCGCACAUCGAGCUUAAACUUUGCGUCUGCUUAUGGCGCCGGGUUGGUUUUCGGAUGGGGCACACUGUGGGCAUUGGUGGUGCUUGUUUGGACCAAUCCAUGGGACGGCGAGCGGGUGGCUAGGCGGCGGAAGAUACUGCCGGCCGGAACAAAGGAAAGAGAGGCAGACGUUGUCAAUAUUGACACAUUGAACAUCCAAAACGCCGACAACGCACCGGACGAGGACAUUGCUCGCAGUCUACGCCUGGGCCACGAAUACUACUGGCAGUCAUUCCCAGCCCACGCCUCCUUUUUUGCUCGCUUUGACUGGGCUAUAGACCUGUGCCUGGCUUGGAGGGGUAUUGGAUGGAGCUGGGGCAAGACAGUUGUGCCGAAUUUUGCACCGCCCAUACGGCCACACACAAAUGAGCUGGUCCGCUUAUCGUCCUUGCUAGAGGGGACCAAACAUGGCUACCGCCGUCAGCGAACACGGGCCGGGUUCUACCGGGCCCGUAUAACUACUAUUUUGAGCAGUUAUCUGGUGCUCGACAUCUGCGCUGUGCUCAUGACUCAUGACCCGUACUUUGUUGUUGGUCCACCGCCCUCACGCAACAAACCGUGGUCGGAGCAGAUUGACCAGUUUCCGACUCCAGUCAUGGGCGCGGUUUGGACACCACCGCCUUCGCCUGCUCUUAUGGCCAUGCCUGCCUACCUCGAGUUCCUCUAUCGCCACCCUCACCUGCUCGCACUGCACAGAAGCCUGCUGGGGUUGGUCGGUAUGGUGGCUGCUCUGCAAUUUGUCCUGAGCCUUGAUCAAUUUGUACGAGUAUCGCUAGGUACUCUCAUCUCAGGCAAGAACUCAAUCUCUACGGUGUCAACCGCAGCUCAGCUCUGGAACUACCCGUCCAUAUUCGGAAGUGUGUCCCAAGUGCUGGACCACGGUCUCGCUGGAUUCUGGGGUAGCACGUGGCACCAGACAUUCCGAUGGGCCUUUAUGGCGCCGACUCUAUGGCUCGUCAACCGGGGAAUCUUGCCGAAGGGUAAGGCAGUGUGCGGCAAGGCCACGGAGAUCAAGAACAUGGCCAACGGCACCAACGGCACUGCCAAGGCAAAUGGUGCCAACGGUCACAUCUCCAAGAGAAGCAUGCCCCAAGAGAAGGCACACCUGCCCGCCAUCACCCGUCUCACCGGCCUCGUCAUUGCGUUCGGUCAGUCUGCUAUCUUGCAUGCCGCCGCGAGUGAAACUGCACUGCCCACGCACACCCUCUGGUGGGGGCCCACACUUUUUUUUGUCCUGUCAGGAGUUGGUGUCGUUGUGCAGGGCAUCGUCCUCCCGUCUGCUGUCAUGAAGCGGCUUCCGCGCCGCGCCCGCCAGGUUGCCAACUUGCUCUUCACUCUCGGGUGGCUGCACGCUACAAUAUGGCUGUUCCUUGAUGACACAUCACGUUGUGGUUUGUGGUUGUUUGAGCCAGUACCAUUCUCGCCCACUCGUUACCUGAUAUGCCUUGUGCAAGGAGCCGAAACGUCCUCAAUCAUCAGCCCAGCAGGCAACAAUCGGGCAGGCCUGUCUGCUUGGCGCUGGUACAGCGACGACCUCGCGUAUUGGCACACGGGCAAGCGUUGGUGGGAGACCGGGCUGGCCAUUUAA
Messenger RNA from Sporothrix brasiliensis 5110, 1881 nucleotides. RefSeq lists its product as uncharacterized. The transcript has 2 exons. The record is from RefSeq and is a predicted model, not a curated record. NCBI's taxonomy places the organism in Eukaryota, Fungi, Ascomycota, Sordariomycetes, Ophiostomatales, Ophiostomataceae. Gene Ontology annotation, biological process: lipid metabolic process. Bases 1 to 1881 code for a protein of 626 amino acids.